Messenger RNA from Prunus armeniaca (apricot), 2055 nucleotides. NCBI's taxonomy places the organism in Eukaryota, Viridiplantae, Streptophyta, Magnoliopsida, Rosales, Rosaceae. The record is from the annotation of a GenBank genome assembly.
AUGGAUAUGGUGGUACCAGAAUUUCGGAGGGCUUGCCCAAUGAAAGCUGAUAGCGCUCGUGGUUUACGUUACAGUGUAGGAGUAGGAGGAGGUGCUUCCAUCUUCAUUAAUUCGGUUUCACAACAAAAACCAAUGAAGAUUUUCUCAGUUCCAGUUGAGGAAGGAAGGGUUGGCCAGGAUGGCAAGCCUUCAGUUGGUCCGGUGUACCGUAAUUUACUCUCCCAAAAUGCUUUUCCCCCCACCCGAUCGCCAAAUAAGUUCAUCUUGGGACAUUUUCAGCCAGGGCCUUACAUUUGGAAAACAUACAAGGAGGUUUAUGAGGAAGUUCUGCAUGUUGGUUCUGCGUUACGAUUAUCCGGUGUUGAACCAGGCUCCCGGAUUGGGAUUUAUGGCUCAAAUUGUCCCCAAUGGAUUAUGGCAAUGGAGGCUUGCAAUGCUCACAGUUUGAUUUGUGUGCCUCUCUACGAUACCCUUGGUCCGGGAGCUGUAAAUUAUAUUGUAGAUCAUGCAGAGGUUGAGGUUGUUUUCAUCCAAGAUAAGAAAGUGAAAGAACUAUUGAACCCGGAUUGUAGAUCUCUUCAACGACUAAAAGUUAUGGUUUGCUUCACUUCAUUGACAGAGGAAGAGAAGGAAAAAGCAGUGCAGCUUGGGAUAAAACCAUACUCAUGGAACGAGUUCAUCGAGAUGGGUAAACAAAAUCCGUCAGAGAUUCUUCCACCCCAGACUGAAAAUAUCUGCGCAAUUAUGUACACAAGCGGUACCAGUGGAGAUCCUAAAGGUGUUGUGAUAACACAUGAAAAUAUUGCAUAUGGUGUGAGAGGGAUUGACCUUUUUAUGGAACAAUUUGAGGACAAGAUGACAGUGGAUGAUGUGUAUCUAUCUUUCCUUCCCCUGGCUCAUAUCCUGGAUCGCGUGAUUGAGGAGUAUUUUUUCCGAAAUGGUGCUUCUGUUGGCUACUAUCAUGGGGAUCUUAAUGCAUUGAAGGAUGAUAUGAUGGAGUUAAAGCCAACGCUUCUUGCUGGGGUGCCUAGAGUUUUUGAAAAAAUACACGAAGGUAUAAAGAAAGCAGUGUUAGAGCUCAAUCCCAGAAGAAGGAAGAUUUUUGACAUUCUCUACAGAUACAAACUUGCUUGGAUGAAUAUGGGGUAUAAGAACAAAAAUGCAUCACCAUUAGCAGAUCUGUUAGCCUUCAGGAAGAUCAAAGCUAGGCUGGGCGGUCAGCUUCGACUUAUAAUUUCUGGAGGUGCACCCUUGAGCUCUGAGAUCGAAGAAUUCUUGCGGGUUACUUGCUGUGCUUUUGUAGUCCAAGGCUAUGGGUUGACCGAAACUUGUGGACCGACUACUCUUGGCUUUCCGGAUGAAAUGUGCAUGAUUGGAGCUGUUGGUUCUGUAUCUGUAUACAAUGAGCUGCGCCUGGAUGAGGUUCCAGAAAUGGGAUACAAUCCACUUGGGAAUCCUCCUUGUGGUGAGAUAUGUCUGAGAGGGAAGACUGUUUUUUCCGGCUACUACAAAAGUCCUGAAUUGACAAGCGAAGCCAUAAAAGAUGGCUGGUUCCAUACAGGGGACAUAGGUGAAAUACUUCCAAAUGGAACCAUCAAGGUUAUUGAUAGGAAAAAGAAUCUCAUUAAGCUAUCCCAAGGAGAGUAUGUUGCACUUGAGUAUUUGGAAAAUGUUUAUGGCAUUGCUUCUAUUAUUGAAGAUAUCUGGGUUUACGGAAACAGCUUCAAGUCCAUGCUUGUUGCAGUGGUGGUACCAGAAGAAGAAACUACCAAGAAAUGGGCUUAUUUAAAUGGUCACAUGGGUUCAUUUUCUGAUAUUUGUUCUCUUGAUCAGCUAAAGAAUCAUAUCAUGGCCGAGCUUAAGUUAACAGCUGAGAGAAACAAGUUGCGUGGCUUUGAACAUAUCAAAGGAGUCAUUGUAGAACCUCGCCCCCUUGACAUGGAAAGAGACUUGGUGACUGCAACUAUGAAAAAGAAAAGACAUCAACUGCUCAAGUAUUACAAGGUUGAAAUUGAUCAACUCUACCAAACUCUGGAUGGACGAAAAUGCUCUUGA